Molecule: messenger RNA, 1162 nt
Organism: Ciona intestinalis (vase tunicate)
Lineage: Eukaryota; Metazoa; Chordata; Ascidiacea; Phlebobranchia; Cionidae
Source: RefSeq, a predicted model, not a curated record
AAACCUGGGAUUUUGAAAGCNUAGAAACUGUUGGAUUAAUUUGUUCGGAACCAUCAACUUACAGUAACUCAAACUUAGAAAACAUUCCUCAUUUACAGAAGGAUAAUUUAAGGGAACAUACGAAUUCCAGCACUGAUUUUCCACCUAAACAAAAUGAAGCAUCUUCAGAAUUACGUAUAACCAAGGCAGAUACUUUGCCUGGAAGAACCUCUUCAAGACUUAAACGUGACUCAAAACUCCCAAACAGAUAUGACACAGACUAUUUGGUGGAUAUUCCCUCAGUUAAAAAAUCUAAACGUGGUCGUAUGUAUUUUCACUAUAAAAAUGAUCUCCUGUGGAGCUUUUAUGACUAUGUGGAAACUACAGAAAGAAAAAGGUGUAUAACGCUGCAUACAAUGUACAGGAAGAUGAUGGAAAAACAAGAGAGGCUUUCAAUGGAAAAGAAAUCUUCCGAGACAAAGUUUUCACCAGUUGUUUCAAAUGAAUUGCUAGAUUGCAUGGUCAACUUAUGUGAUGUUGACUCGGUAAAACCUCAUGCAAUAGAGGAACCAAUUGUGAAUACUUGUGCACACUGUGGAAUGCUGUUCAAUGGAAUGACUGAGCUUCAAAUUGAGUUUCAUAAGAAACGUCACAAUCCCGACAGACCGUGGCCUGUUCUUAAGUUUGCCCAGAUGUCUCUUCCCAACACUAAAAAACUGUCCGGAAGAAAGUCUGUUUUAAACAGUUAUAAAACUAAACAAAAUAAUCAUCAGAAAGAAGAAGAUAACGAAAAAGAAAAAAAUAAACAAGUUAUAGAUGAAACUUUAAAACAAUCUAAAUUUCAUAAAACACAAAAGUUUUCUUCCAGUUCUUUCCGAUCAUGCUACCCUCAUUAUAGCAACCCCUACAAACGCGCAACUGCUCGCAAAUCUCGCCCAGGUUCAUUUUAAUACUUAAAUGAAAUUAUGUUGUUGAAAUUGCUUCAAUUUUAUAAAAUAUAAUAUUGCCGUUUAUCAUUUUUCCUGCAUGUCUUUAAAUGCCUUAUGGAAUGUCAGCAUAAUUUUAUUAUAUUUGAACAAAUUUAUCAUUUUUUUCACCUAUUGGAGUUUUGUUUAGAUUUUAGAAUAACCUACACAACUGUUCCUAUCGUUGACGUAUUAGACGCUUUCGAGCAUUUCUUCAA